Molecule: messenger RNA, 9084 nt
Organism: Dunckerocampus dactyliophorus (ringed pipefish)
Lineage: Eukaryota; Metazoa; Chordata; Actinopteri; Syngnathiformes; Syngnathidae
Product: trichohyalin
Exons: 24
Coding region: 2137-5691 (1184 amino acids)
Source: RefSeq, a predicted model, not a curated record
AAUCACAAUUUAGAGGUUGUUCUUUUUUCAUAAAUUGUGUACGUUCCCUCUUUUCAAUUUAUAAGAUGGUCUUAUAACAACGAAGACGCAAGUAUGGAAAUUAAAAUAAAGUUGUUGACACUUGAUAAAUAUCUGCUUUAUUUUUUUAACAUAGUUCCACAGAGUGACAUUUGAUACCACAUGAAAAUUCACAAUAAAAUAGCGUAUACAGAGAUGGUAUACAGUCAGUCUAAAUACUUAAUAAGUCAUACAAUAUUGAAUUGAGCUUCAGGUAGUUGUUCAUAUACCUGUAUAUUAUUCUUGUUUUGUUAUUCCACACAGUCCAGAAAUAGACUAAAGAGGCACAUUAAAAUACCAUGGACAUGCACUAAGUGAGAGAUUAUGUCAGUAUUAUUAAGCCUUGAGUGGUUUGUAAAAUUCACUGAGACAUUUAUCUAUAAAGCCAAAAAAUGUCAGGUUCUCAAAAACUCAAAAUAUUGAAUAAUACGUUUUUCCUUAAAUGUUUCACAUCAUCAAACAAAUGUAAAUAUUUGUCAAUGGCAACACAACUGACCACAAAAUGCAGUUUUUAAAUGAAGUUUUUUAUUAUUAAGGGAGAAAAAAAUCCACUGUACAUGGCCCUGUGUGAAAAAGUGAUUGCCCCCCCCCCCCUUAAAACAUACUGUAACUGAGAUUAAUUGACAUCUAACAGUCUGGAAAAGGUUAUAAAGGGACUCCAGCGAACCACAGUGAGAGCCAUUAUUCACAAAUGGAUAAAACAUGAAACAGUGGUGUACCUUCCCAGGAGUGGCCGGCCAAUCAAAAUGACCCCAAGAGCGCAGCAAUGACACAUCCAAGAGGUCACAAAAGACCCUACAACAACAUCUAAAGAACUGCAGGCCUCACUUGCCUCAGAUAAGAUCAGUGUUCAUGACUCCACCAUAACAAAAACACUGGGUAAAAACGGCAAGUAUGGCAGACUUCCAAGACGAAAACCACCGCUGAACAAAAAGAACAUUAAGACUCGUCUCAAUUUUGCCAGGAAACAUCUUGAUGAUCCCCAAGACCUUUGGGAAAAUACUCUUUGGUCUGACGAGAGAAAAGUUGAACUUUUUGGAAGGUGUGGGUCCCAUUACAUCUGGUGUAAAAGUAAUGCCGCAUUUCAGAAAAAGAACAUCGUACCAACAGUAAGACAUGGUGGUGGUAGUGUGAUGGUCUGGGGCUGUUUUGCUGCUUCAGGACCUGGAAGACAUGCUGUGAUAAAUGGAACCAUGAAUUCUGCUGUCUACCAAAAAAAUCCUGAAGGAGAAUGUCUGAACAUCUGUUGGUGACCUCAAGCUGAAACCAAUUUUGGUUCUGCAGCAGGACAAUGAUCCAGAACACACCAGCAAGUCCACCUCUGAAUGGCUGAAAAACAAAAUGAAGACUUUGCAGUGGCCUAGUCAAAGUCCAGAGCUGAAUGCUAUUGAGAUGCUGUGGCAGGACCUUAAAAAAGCGUUGUGUGUGUGUGUGUGUAAAACCAUAACAAUUUCAGGCAAAUUUAAGGAACAGAGAGAACAUUAAAUUUUUUUAAACAUCCUUUGGUGAAUUUCAGUGAUAUCCAUUUAACACACUAAAAUGGCUUGAAAAUGUGGACAUUUUUACAAUAUGGAAAUAAUGUUAAGCGGCACAGAAAAUGAAUGAAUGAACGUAUAUUUUUGUAUUUCUUUAUAGAAAGUAAAUAAUGACUGCUUUUUGUGCUAAUUUGCGGUGUGCGCGAGGCACUGCUAGCCAAACGUCCUUGUAGAGUCGCGCGCAGUUUGACUGUUACCGCGGCAACCAACUGACGCUCCUGUCAAUCACGACCCACCGCAGCAGCCGUGUGACUCUGGACCCUCUGCCUUCGAGUUGACUAGCACGUCUAAGGUAUGCUUUGUUAACGAGAUACUACAUUGAACAUAAAGUGGAAUAACUGUUAUUAAUUACGUAACAACUUAAUCAUUUUGAGUAGAGGGAGGUGGACAAAUGAAUUGUAGUCGUAAGUUUAAACAAGUCAGUAAGUUUACCCUGCUAGUAAGUGAAAACGUCUUGGUUUCCAUGACAACUGAGCAACAGAAGACCACCACUCCUCAUUGAAAACCAAACUUACUGGGAAUAUUUCUGUCUGGACAGCACAACAUGGCAGAACAUAGCAGCAGGGACACUGAUGAUCUUCUUCAACAAGACUUGCACAACAGCAGCAGUGGAUUUGAGCAGCAUCAUCCACCUCUCAGACCCGAUCCCUGUGAUUUCCUGCUGGAUGCCAUUGAUGCUCAACUUGGAAAACUGCAGGUCAACACCUGUAACCAAGACAGCAGCAAAUCAGCACCAUUUAAAUGGAGCAAAGACACAGGUCUGGGCAGCACAGUGUCCCAGACAAACGACACUCCCAUGUCUUGUUUGGAUUUGACGGAUACUCCAACAGUGAAACAAACAUCAGCAGAUGGAAGUACUGUGGCCCCUGUCCCAUGUGAGGAGGCUACACCGGAUUCGGACGUAUGGACAGUUAGCAAAGUGGAGAUGGAGUGUCACAAGGAGCAGGUCUUAUGGAGACUAGAGAGACUUCUUGGAGAUACAUGUAAGCAAAGAGCAAUGUCAGGCGAACACCAUCUUCCUUCAGAAAGUAUCUGCACUGAGGACUUUGUGAGGUGCUUUCGAGAGGAGAUGGUGGACUUGGCAAUGCCAGAGGGCAGUGUGCAAGAGCUGGACAAAGAAGAGGAGGCGGAGAGGUCAAUGAUCUCUGAUGGUGACCCUUGCCAGAGUGACCAAAAUGUACAUGGUGUUGUCAGGUUUGCAUGUAGAAAUGUGAAAAGCAGCAAAGACACGGUUGACUUUUGCCACUACAAGCCAAAACAAAGGGAGGAACGAGACAGAUAUCCUUCACACAGCUCUGGAGUUCCAACGCCACACAAUGUCAUUUAUAGCACAGAGAUUGAAAGAGAACAUCGGAACCCCACGCACAUUUCUUCUCCGAAAGCCAGGUGCUUAGCAGGGGUGCCUGUGUGGAAUUUCGACACAGUGUCCAUUGACAGUGAUCUUGACUCAGUCUGUACAGAUGUAGUAAGGCGGCAUCUCCACAGACAGGCUGGAGCUUUCCAAACCAAAAGUACUCUUCUCCUGCAAGCCCAGCGUGGUAGAAGAGAUAUUUACAGAGCUGAGUGUUCUUUGGGGAAUGAUGACAAAGACACAGAUGAGGAGUCAAAUGGACAUUGGAGCAGGACGUCCAAGCUUGAAAGGGCAUCCGAGAAUAUGCACUCUGCUUGGGAGAAGAUGAGACAUCAUCUCUCCUCCCUCAGACAAAGAUGUGUGAAAGUGGAGGAGACGCUACGGAUGAGAAAGUCUCAUUUAGCUGAAGUGGAGCUCUCCCUCUCUGAGCUGCAGCUGAGGAGAAAGAAUGCCAUGCAGGAUCUCGAGCGGCUCAGUGCAGAGACGGGGCACAUGGAGACAGAAAAGAGGCAACUGGAGUAUUUGCUCAAAGACAGCAAAUCAGAGAGAGACUCAGUGAGCUGCCAGUUGCAGAAACUUCAGAGGCAAAAACAGGCUUAUCUUCAUGACCUUAGACGCAUGGAAGAAGGACUAAAGAAGAAAGACCAACUAGAGGACAAGUCCUGUGUGGAGAAGGUGUUACUCAACAAUAUUUCAACAUGUUUUCUUGGCACUCCCCACUCAUUUGUUUUUCUGUUUCACAAACAGACCAACAUUGUUAUGUCUGAGUUGGAGAGGCAAGAGAUGGAGAGACAGUUGGAUUGUGCCAAAACUGAACUCUUCUCUGAGCAGCGACGGGCAAGAGAAAAGCUAGAAUCCAUGCAACAAAUGUUGGAGGAAACUUGCGAGGAACUCUUCAGGGUCUCAGAGACAGAAACUUCGCUAAGGAACAGGUGCACUUGUCUGGAAGAGAAAGAGAGACAGAAAAAGGUGGAGACUGAGGGUCUUGAGUGUCAAGCACGUGAGCUGCAGGGAGAACUGGGAGCAUGUAAAGCCAGAGUUGACACACUGGAGAAAAUGUUGGCUCAGAAGGAGCAACACCUGCUAGAUUUACAGGAGCAACGUGGAGCCUUGCAAGCAGAAGGAGACCGACAGAGGGGGGAGCUAGAGUUCAUAAAAACCCAACACGACAAUGCUCUUAAAGAAGCCAGAGGACACGCCUCCUCAGCCAUGGAGGCAGCUCUGAAGCAGCAGAUGAAAGAAUUAGACUUUAGUUAUAAGCAGCAAAUAAAAAAGGUAAGGGAAGAUGAAGCAAAGAUGCUGGAGAAUUCUCUUAAGCACCAGAAGGAGGAGUCCAAGAAACGAGAAGAAGAGCUGCAUGCAGAAACAUUGGAGAAGGUGCACAAGGCCGUAGAGGAGGAGAGAAGGAAGAUGGAAGCAGAGAAGAUGGAAUCUGUGCACUUUCACUGCAGUUUACUGGAAGAGCAGAACAGGAGGAGCCUGGAACAUGCGAGGAGUGAGCUGCAUCAAGAAAAGGACAACGUACUGACUCUUCAGCAUAAAGUGGCAGAGCUGCAAAGUCGAGUACAGGAGCUAGAGGGUGAGCGCAGUGGGCAGCAGCGAGAGCAGGAGUCUCUGCUCUCUGUCAUUUGCAGGUCGCUGAAGGAGGAGCACCAGGCCGAGCUGGAGAGGUUGCAGAAACACAUGCAGCAGGAGGCUGAGAGGACUGUGCUGCAGCUGGAGCAGGCUGCACAGCUGGCAAAGGGAGAAGCUGAGAAGAUUCACCAGGUGCUUGAAGAGAAAGAGAUCAGCCAUAAUGAAGCCAGAGCGGAGCAGCAGCAGCAGCUCAGGGCCUGGGCUCAGGAGCUGGUGGCUGAGUGUGAGCAGCUACAUCUCUUAAUGGGGCAGAGCGGAGGCAAACCAAAAAGUUUGCAGCUCCUUUCCAGCGCUACCAUUGAUGAGGCCAUCAUCUACCUGAAAUCUCUGAAAGACCCCUUAAAGCAUCUGCAUCAGGAGUUAGAUUCUCUGAAGCAAACCAGUGAGCAGCUGCAUGCAGACAAGGAGAGAGAAUUAAGGCUUCAGAGGCAACAGCUGAGGAUGGAGCGAAACCAAGCCCUAGAUUCUCUGAAGGAACGUCUCAUUCAAGAGCACAUAGAGGAGCUGAGCAGUCUGAAAUGGGCUCAUAUGAGUGACGGAGGACUGGAGGCCUCUCUUCGCAGGCAGCUGGAGGCCAAAGAUAUGGAGCUGAGGCAGGUCCAGACGAACAUGGCUCAGUGGAAGGAGCAGACCACUGCUCGUCUGGCCUGCAAGUUUGAGGAAGAGUUGACAGCUGAACUGGAAAGAAAGACAUCACACAUACAAGAGACACAAAGGUCAGAGGGUCAAACGAGGCAUAGUACAAAGCAUCAGGAUGUUCAGUAUUCCAACCGCUCGACCUGCGUUUAUGCCACCGUCCCCCACAUCCCCUCAGACGUGGCCUCAUUAAAACUUGUGCGUUACUUGCAGAGCAGAGUCAAUCAGCUCCGUGUAGAGAACCAGACAUGGAGGCCAACACCAGUGAAGACAGGACCCUGCCUACUUACAGUGAGUCAAUGCAUUCCGUCUUUAAAGCUUGUCAUUGCUCUUCACACUUCAUAUACUGCAUGUACAUCCUUUUUUAAAUUUAUGUCGAAGCAUAGCUGCUGGAUGCUCGUAGGUGUUAUGAUCUUCGUUGCUUUUCUGAUAAAACAGACAAGAGAUAACAAACGGCAACAAUAUUACAGAAUGUGAGGCAAAAUAAUCAAAACAAAAAUGCGUGUAUCUCAGCAACUGUGAGAUCCACUCAAGUAAUUCAAGCAAUCACAUUCCUGAUUUUUCGUUUCAUUUACAGCAACAUCAAGAUAGUGAGGAGAAUUCAGAGUCUCUUGUCCAUCAGGGCGGUCUCCAGUUAAGGGCUUGAAGCAUCACACGGUCACCACUAUUAUGGUAGAAAGACCACAGCAUUGAAUAAUUGUGUGACUUGCAAACUUGGCCACAACACUAGAUAAAAAGGGAACUAAACGCACACGCAUACAGAAUACUUACUCUCAGUGCUCAAGAAUGAGCAGAUGAGAAAGAACUGGUAAUACAAGUCAUUGUUAUCUGAUCUGAACCUUGUGUGUAUGGGCGUUCAGGAACGUUCUUUUGGGAAGAUAUUGGUGAUCCACAUCCUUUAUGUUCAAUAAACAAGGACACUUCUCUCUCAUCGUAAGCUGUGUCUGAGUGAAGUUAUUUAAGAAUCCACAACAGUAUUUGAAUAUACUUUGCCUUACAGAAGAAAUGAAUCAUUCACUGUUAAGUGUACUUAAGAUAGCAUCUUAACGAGCAGGUCACAGUGACAAAUGACACAACCGAAGGUUUAGUUGUCGUUUGCACUUUCCUCUGUGUCAAUGUUUUAUGGCUCAAGGUUCCAGAGGUUUGCAGGUUUAACAGGAGGCUGACAGUAGAAACCUCUUUUUUUAAAAGAAUCCCUUAUAAAUGUUACGUGUUAAAAUUGUACAUCUCAUGUGACAUGCAUUCAUCUUGCCAAAUUGACAUUUAAUCAACUUUAUUAUUAUUAUAAUUUAAUAUCAGAAUAGGGAAUGGUCUAACACGCUGCAGUUUUCCAACUGGACGAAGCACGAUAUACUUGUAAAACAAAUAAAAAGGGAAAACGUCUGAUUGGAAUACCGGUGUGUCAUGUAUGAAAACAAAUAAUUCAAGGUGAAUUUCCAGGACUUUACAAACUCUUCAAAGCGUACAUAGCAUACUUGCUAAGCAAAACAGAAUGUCUUUCAACCACGACAAAUACAGCUCUUGUACAAAGUCAUGCAUGUUAGCAUUUAUGGACACUGAAGAAUAUUGAUGGCAAAAAUGAGUUGCUGCCCACGGAUGAUUAACAAAGAACACCUAAUUAGAAAAAGUCUAUCAGCGCAAUAUUAACCAGGCUUUGGCAAAUGUUUGUUAAUUAUUACUCAUGGAGCUGAAGCUUGAGAGUGAUUUGAUGCAUUUGGGGGUUACAUGAACGUAGCAUGUCAGGAUGUUACUUCAUACUGGGAUUAUAUUCAUGGGACCAAUAGUGACUCAAGCGAAGGCGGCAACAAUUCCAAGUGACCAAUUUCGUGCCAAGAGUGACAUGUCCAAGCAAGUCCGGUCAGCCAGUCACACCUUACAUUUCCAUGUCCUCCUCUCCACAGCUUUGUGUGACUGGAAAGUUAUGGAGAGGAGAGUGUGUAUCUGCAGGCGCACUGAGGGGACUCUGAGGAGAGGGAGAAGCACACAGAGUCGUCGGAUGUCGGGAGACUGUCUGUUGUUUCCUCUGUUUCUGUAACGAGCCUUUUAGUUUGCGACAGAAGGGGUCUUCUGGUGGCCGCCACAACACCAGCUCCAUGCAGGAAUGGCUCCUAGACGCAUAAAAGAGAACAGCAUGAAUGUGGACGAACGUGUUUGGCAAACCUUUUGGGCGCAAACAUACACAGAUUGAGCAACUGUUUGAGGGAGGAUGUCACUGAUGCCGCGCUGCAGGCCUUCCUUCAAACUGUCCGAGAUGAUCAGUACUGGCCUUCUUUGGGCCGGCUCCACAUCCAGAUCUUCAUCCUCAUCGUCGUCCUCCAGCGUUAUUCUAUCCAAUGACAGAUCUUAGUCUUAAUAAUGUUCUCAUGUGAAACUUGUUUUGACAAUAAUUGGUAUAAUAUUGCUUAGGCAAUAGAGCCUCUAAAGUCGAGAUUGUCUGUUUUGAAAUUAAACAAUUUAAUCGGUCGGAACAAGACACCUUAACAAUGAUGGAGAACGGUAUUUUUUUUUUUUUAAUUCUGAACAAACUGGAUGCCGAGGAGCAUCACAGAAUGGAUUGUGUACAACCUGUAUUGUUUCAGUGUUGCAGUGUUUAGCCACUACAUUGCAUACCUGUUUUCAAUCUCUUGAAGCUUCCUCUGAGCAGCCUCUACUUCCAUGCAGGAGCUCUCCGUCUCAAGUCGGGACACAGCAGAAGAGGUCCGCAAUGAAGUCUGGUUGUGAGAUGUUGGACAAGGAGGUGGAGGAGCAUGGUUGCCUUGACGUGCACACAAAGUAGGACAGCUGUUUGUAGAAGGCCAGUCAGGUGCAAUGUCCAGCUCUGUCUCUGCUGUUAAUCUUCUUCUUUUGGCAAGACAUCCUCUGAGAAAAUAAAAUAAAAAAAGGUAUUCAGUAUUAUUAUACUCUAAUCACUUAGAUAUUCUUGUGACAAUACAUACUCAUCAUCAACUCUCCUCCUGUGCUUCCUGAGGCAUCUAGUCUCCCAACUGCUGUGGGAGAGGAACGGAUGUGUUACAGACAUUACUUGAAAAUGAAUGAAAAUACCAAAAAUAAUCCUUACUUGCUUGACAGUGUUCCUCUUUGUAUGUGGUCAGCUGUGUUUGGAGAUCCAAGAUCAAAUUCUGGUAAGCUUGUGGGCCCAGAAAACGUGUACAUGGUUGGUAGCAAACCCAGGUGACUGCUCGGGGGUGCCAAGUGAUGCAUUACGGUUCAGUCGGCCAGAUUAUUAUUUUAAAAAUCAUGUGUAGGGAAAACAUUGAAACAUCGUUACAAACCGUUUCGUUCCGGUAUAGCUGUGUUCUUACUUUGUGUGAUUAUGGUCAUUUACAGUCUGUAACUUGGGAGUUGGUAAACAAGUCAUAACAUCUGUCCAUACAACUCUUUAUCAGCAAUGCUAAUGUCGCAUUAAAACAACAUCGCUGCAGACUAAUAUUGGAACAUGACACGGAUAAAUUGCAAUGGCAGCUUUGUCAAGGAGCUAAAUAGCAACUUUAUGAUGGUGGCUAAAAUAGAGAGUUUAGCCUAUCCCUUCAUGUUUGCACUGUUGUUUUUUCUUUUGCUAGCGCUCUAAUCCCUUACGUUUAACAGCAGAUUCAGACAGCACAAUUACAGACUAAAAAACAACACACUUACUAACCUACUAACGAGCCCUCAAAUGUUUGGUCCCCGCAGAGUGAACAGUUUACAAAGAAGAGUGCGUUAGGAUAGCAAAGCUUCAUGCACCGGAAGAGUCGCCUAUAUUCUAGAAAGCGCACAGACUCACGGGAGUUGGAGUUGGCAAAGAGCUUGCUGAAGAGAGCGUCGUAUGUCUACUCCUGACCAAAAAUGUUGUGUUCUUUUUCCGUUAUUAUUCUGACUCCAACACUAAUACAC